CAGUGUGAAACUACUACGCUUUGAAGCUGCUGCUGUUAUCGUUUCUGAAAAAAUAAAUUCACCAGUUCAGUGAAAUUAUCCAUGACAAUGGAAAUGAAGCGCAAAUAAUAAAUUAGAAGACAGGAAAUGGGAAUUUUAUUCAGUAGAAUGUUCUCAUCUCUGUUUGGUAAUAGAGAAGCUCGAAUCCUUGUUCUUGGCCUUGACAAUGCCGGCAAAACCACCAUUCUAUAUCGGCUUCAGAUGGGAGAGGUAGUCUCCACCAUACCAACAAUUGGAUUCAAUGUAGAAACUGUACAGUAUAACAAUAUUAAGUUCCAGGUCUGGGAUUUAGGUGGUCAGACAAGCAUAAGGCCAUACUGGAGAUGCUACUUUCCAAAUACUCAAGCUGUAAUUUAUGUGGUUGAUUCAAGUGAUACUGAUAGAAUUGGAAUAGCCAAAGAAGAAUUUCAUGCUAUCUUGGAGGAGGAAGAACUGAAAGGUGCAGUUGUCCUCAUUUUUGCAAAUAAGCAGGAUCUUCCUGGUGCACUUGAUGAUGCUGCCGUGACGGAAGCCCUAGAGUUGCAUAAGAUAAAAAGUCGCCAGUGGUCCAUCUUCAAAACAUGUGCUGUUAAGGGUGAAGGCCUUUUUGAGGGCCUGGACUGGUUGAGCAAUACUCUCAAGUCAGGAGGUGGCUAACUUAAUUUGUCAAUCAGGUAUAUACAAAUCAAGAGUGAUCUAUAGUGGUAUUGCCAUUGAUUCAUCAACCACCCGUCUUUGUUUUCAUAAGUCGUUCUUUUUUUUGCUUGUACCCAUAUAACCUUUUUGUGAUAGCAGCUGAAGGAGUUCUAUUUUAGGUAUGCAAAUUGAUGUGAAUAUUAAUAUAUGAAGCUGGAUGGAGAAUUUGCAGUUGCAUUUUCUAUUUGAACAAAGGUUCACUGCGGUCCCUAAAUUU
Mercurialis annua (annual mercury) is the source of this 931-nucleotide messenger RNA. Its product is annotated as ADP-ribosylation factor 1. Gene Ontology annotation, cellular component: Golgi apparatus; cytoplasm. Gene Ontology annotation, biological process: intracellular protein transport; vesicle-mediated transport. Bases 127 to 675 code for a protein of 182 amino acids. The transcript is spliced from 8 exons. Gene Ontology annotation, molecular function: GTPase activity; GTP binding. The record is from RefSeq and is a predicted model, not a curated record. NCBI's taxonomy places the organism in Eukaryota, Viridiplantae, Streptophyta, Magnoliopsida, Malpighiales, Euphorbiaceae.